GCGAAACUCUCCUGGUAUUUGAUCAAAUCGUUGAACUAUCCAUAAUUACACGACUGACAAUUACGGCUGGCAAGAUGGUUAUUGUCCCAAGGGCGUGACGGAAAGAAUAGCUAAUUGCUACACAAUAUAUAAUAUGCGGUGGUAUAGGAUUUGAAAAUGAGCGAAUGAUCAUUCAAGCGGUUCAACAUCGGUACCAUAACAAGUGUCCAUGUAGCUCUAAGCCAGGAUCAUGUAUAGCGUGAACUGGUUGCUAGCUCUGUUCUUUCUAAAUAACUCUAUUAUCACUACGUGCUGUGAGAAACACAACAAGAAGUUGGACAAGAAAUGGGAAGCUUUGCGACAGCCUCUUUUACGAAAGAAAGCUCUUGUGUUGUCAMAAAAACAAAUGCUAAAUGUACUGGGACUUGAAGAGAUACCGAAUCAUAAUCGCCGCAUCCAACGUCCUCAUAAGUUUAUGCUGGAUUUGUAUAAUACAUUGUCUCGUGGGACAAAACGAUGGAAAGCUAAACGUCCAGCGAGGGGUAUUAUCAACACUGUACGUGGUGUUGUCGACGAAGAAAUUCACGACAGGUCGCUGCUUCAAAAGGACCAUCAACUUUACGUGUUCGACUUGUCCGCAAUCCCACAGAAGGAUUUAAUUGUUUCCUCUGAGCUGAGAAUCCUCAGACGACMAUUACAAAAUAACGAGGAAUUURUGUCGGAGUACGGAACAACCUUCAAAGCUGUURUAUACAUGAAAAGAAGAGUUCGUUUCACUAUGGAUCAAAUACCAUAUAGUUAUCCUGGCCUUGARACCUUGGAUUCCUUCACUUUUGACAUUACGGACAGCGAGGAUAGGUGGAACGUCCUGACUGUCACUAAAGCUGUACAGCUCUGGCAGCGAUCGUUCAACAAAAUACAYCAUCUACAACUCACUGUACAAUCACUGUUAAACGGAAAGCUUGUAAACCCUGUAAAUUUAGGAUUUAGCAAAGAGAAUAGAGUUCACAGUAAUAGAGCACUUUUGGUGGUWUUCUCAAACGACGACMAAGAACAAACUCAGUCAAAAAAUCAACAAUCAUUGUCAGAACAUUAUAUGGAGGUUGCGUAUUCCGAUGACAUUAACACAAGGGUAAAACGCAACGCGGGGCGCGGAAGACGUAAGAAACAUCAAUGUCGCGUUAAAUCUCUACCGGUGGACUUUGCGCAACUAGAUUGGAAUAGCUGGGUCAUUGCACCCCAGGGGUAUGAUGCAGGGAUAUGCGAGGGUGUUUGUAGAUUCCCAUUGGAAGUACAUCAAAGACCGAGCAAUCAUGCUACUGUACAAACUAUUCUGAAUACUGUGGAUCCGUUAGCGGUUCCGCCGGUAUGCUGCGUUCCUAAUAAACUUGGUUCUCUUGGUAUAUUGUACACUAAUCCAGCGGGUGUAAUUGUAUAUAAAACUUAUAAAAAUAUGAUCGUGGAGCGCUGUGGCUGCAGUUAGUAGGGAAUGUCUACAAAGAAUCGCCUAUUUGGAGAGCGCGUACGAAGAUGACCUUAAAUCACACCGACAAGUGGGCACAACUCGAUUGUGUGACCGUGGCUMCAGAAGUUAAUUCGGGAUUUCUUUUUGUGUCAGGAAAUGAAUGUCAACAUGGCAUUGAAGUAAAACGCUUACGUCUCGCAACGAGAGAUGUGAUGAGUUGGCGAUCUGGUGUAGCACGUGCUAAGUGACCGGGCCGCGUUUUAGCCCUUCGUCACCUCAUAUGUAUAUGGUUAGCCUAAAGCAACACUAAGUCUUCCAGUAAUUUAACGCCUAAACUCUUAACUCUUAGAAAUCAGGAGAACGUCGAAAAUGUAAACGCGGGACGGACAUAGGAUAAAGUCAAGGCCGACACAAUACAACGGCAAAUAAUCUUAGAUGUAUUUACUCUACUACGAUCCUUAAGGAAGCAGAGACGGUCUUAAUCUUAUUACUCAUUCAAGAUGGAUAUUCCAAGGAGAAAGAGAUGAACUGGUCGAUUAACGCGGGUUACGAGUGAUCGGACCAUGGGGGGUACAACAACACUUAUGAUUUAACUGGGAUAAACGAACCGCUGUUUUUAACUCGCUACUAUUUGAACACGUAACAAUGAUGACUUCACAGAUGAAGGAUUAGCCUGCUGCGUUAGUCUUUAAUGCCUGUAUAGUUAACAGUGCUUAAAAGCCGUGAGAAGACGUGCCGACUUCAUCUGUGCCAUGCGUCUUGGCAUGCGUUAAAACUAGGGGUUAGCGCUCUAAAUGUUGUGUAUACAAGACCUAAUCAUACAAAUAUUUCAACUUGAAAUUUCACCAACGGAUUUCCAUAAAACAGCGCUGGUACUUAUGUUAAGGAAGUUAAGCCAUGAUAAACCUUGAAUUAGGUGAAAACUAUGUGCCAUACGCAGCUGUGUUGAUGUAAGAACGGUUAUUAAUAUAACUUUUAUUAAAUCAAUGUAAAUACUUGGACRGUUAUUUAUUCGUGAUAGUAUCAUUCACUGUAAUGUGUACUGAGACUCCAUUAUACUCACUGCUAACAGGAACCAAUAUUAUGUCAUUGGUCAAUUAAUAUCUUUCAAAGCUUUACACUGAUUAGCAGCAGUUUGUAAACCAUUUCCUUCGUUUCAGUGUAAUUAUAACCUUUAUAMSUUAAGCUUAAUGACCAUAGUUGCAGAAUCAUUUUAUGUAAAUGAGCAACRAGAUGAGCUUAAUUUUUAAAAAUGUAUACAAAGCAUUAUGCUGUCAAAAUCGCUCAUUACGUCUCCCAAAUAAAAACUUCUACUUGUAA
This is a messenger RNA of Exaiptasia diaphana, 2764 nucleotides long. RefSeq names its product growth/differentiation factor 5. Gene Ontology annotation, cellular component: extracellular region. The record is from RefSeq and is a predicted model, not a curated record. Bases 230 to 1462 code for a protein of 410 amino acids. Gene Ontology annotation, molecular function: growth factor activity; cytokine activity. Gene Ontology annotation, biological process: SMAD protein signal transduction. The transcript is spliced from 2 exons. Lineage: Eukaryota; Metazoa; Cnidaria; Anthozoa; Actiniaria; Aiptasiidae.